UAUGUUGGCAGAUCAUAGCACCGGAGGAGUCGAAGCGGCUCAACGCGGUGGAGUCGACGUUCGAGGAGGCGGAGUCCAUCGCCAAGGCGAUCGGCCCCGCCGCGAAGGUGGUGGCGACCAUCAGCCCCGGCGAGAGGGGGCCCCCGCCGAGGUCACGGCCAACGGCGCCCUCCAGGUCGUCCGCGAGGCCCAGCUGGCCGGGAUGGGCCACGUGGCCGGGGUCUACGACUCGGCGACUGGGAUAUCGGGGCCGUCCAUCUACGACGUCCUGGACGGGAUCACUUCCUUCUUCUCCAACCUCUUCUCUCGGUCCCAGCCGCUGGCGCCGGGGGAGUUCCUCUCCAAGGUGGUGGAGACGGACGUCACCUACACCCUCAUCAAGGCCCGCCUGACCGAGGACCUCCGCCGGUGGCGAGAUUGCAGAUUGCUACACUCGUCGCUGAUGUUUAAAGAAGCCCAAGAGAGAGCAGAGGCAGCUGGGUCCUCCCUGGAUAAACCUCUUGAGUAGAGCAAAGGGAUUUGGUGUGUAAUUCUCUUGGGACGACAAAACAAAAACACAAAUUGCCACCAUCAGAGGCCAGGCCAAGGCUCGAAAUCUGCCACCACAGAAGGCAGCAACAAAGCAACGAGCUGGGAAAGCAAAACCUAAGCAGACUGAUAGCCCAGACGAAAAACCAGAGCUGAGGAAUGUAUUUGGUUUUCAGC
Phoenix dactylifera (date palm) is the source of this 705-nucleotide messenger RNA. NCBI's taxonomy places the organism in Eukaryota, Viridiplantae, Streptophyta, Magnoliopsida, Arecales, Arecaceae. The record is from RefSeq and is a predicted model, not a curated record.